AUGCCGAAUCCGCACUAUGACUUCCUGAUCAAGCUGCUGCUGAUCGGCGACUCGGGCGUGGGCAAGUCGUGUCUGCUGCUGCGAUUCUGCGACGACGCGUGGACGCCUUCGUUCAUCACUACGAUCGGGAUCGACUUCAAGAUCCGCACGAUCGAGCUGGACGGCAAGCGGAUCAAGCUGCAGAUCUGGGACACGGCGGGCCAGGAGCGCUUCCGCACCAUCACCACGGCUUACUACCGCGGCGCCAUGGGCAUCCUGCUCGUGUUCGACGUGACGGACCAAAAGUCGUUCGAAAAUGUGCGAACGUGGCACGCCAACAUCGAGCAGCACGCGAGCGAAGGCGUCUCCAAGAUCCUGAUCGGCAACAAGUCGGACUGGGAGGAGAAGCGUGCGGUUUCGAUGGAGCAAGGCGAGGAGCUGGCCAAGGAGCUCGGGAUCCCCUACAUCGAGACGUCGGCCAAGUCGAACGCCAACGUUGAGGAGGCGUUCUUCAACCUGGCGCGCGAGGUCAAGACGCGCCUCAUCGACACGGCAGCGGUCACGCAGGCAUCUCCUGCGGCGGCGGCGGCAGGCAACGUCAACGUCAACUCGGCUCCCAAGAGCGGCGCCACGGGCGGAUGCUGCAACUAG
This is a messenger RNA of Moesziomyces antarcticus, 630 nucleotides long. RefSeq names its product rab-type small GTP-binding protein. Gene Ontology annotation, biological process: protein localization to plasma membrane; protein secretion; regulation of exocytosis. The coding region runs from base 1 to 630 and encodes 209 amino acids. Gene Ontology annotation, cellular component: endosome; plasma membrane. Gene Ontology annotation, molecular function: GTPase activity; GTP binding. Lineage: Eukaryota; Fungi; Basidiomycota; Ustilaginomycetes; Ustilaginales; Ustilaginaceae. The record is from RefSeq and is a predicted model, not a curated record. The transcript has a single exon.